Rosa chinensis is the source of this 1425-nucleotide messenger RNA. Its product is annotated as metacaspase-1. Gene Ontology annotation, molecular function: cysteine-type endopeptidase activity. The coding region runs from base 171 to 1307 and encodes 378 amino acids. The record is from RefSeq and is a predicted model, not a curated record. Gene Ontology annotation, biological process: proteolysis. The transcript is spliced from 5 exons. NCBI's taxonomy places the organism in Eukaryota, Viridiplantae, Streptophyta, Magnoliopsida, Rosales, Rosaceae.
CCCGCAUCGCAGUUGUUGUCGGUUUCAUUAUCAAUAUGAAUUGGAUAAGAAGAAUUUGAUUCCCAGCAUCGUAUGCACCAGUUCAUGUCCCCAGUAUCUAUUUCUCUCUGUUCGUCUCAAAAAUCGUUACUUUCAAACAUUCAACUCCUGCAUGCACUUCUCCAGAUUCCAUGAUGAUGAGCAAUUAUGGAGGCCAACGACUACUAGUGGUCGACUGUUGCUAUUGCCAGACCCAAAUCCAGCUGCCUUCUGUAAGUCCGAUAUACAUCGUCGGCACAUCCGUCCGCUGCGGCCGCUGCUAUGCCAGUACCCGCGUCGCCUCUCCGGGCUUCCCCCGCUCCCCUUAUAGUGCUGUACCCUACUAUGUCCCUAUAAACCCACCACCACACGCCGGCUUCUCCCACAGCUCACCAGGACCUCCGCCGAACGUGCACAGGCCGAAGAAGGCGGUGAUCUGCGGGAUAUCGUAUAGGUACUCGAGGCAUGAGCUCAAAGGUUGCAUCAAUGACGCCAAAAACAUGCGGUAUCUCCUCAUGAGCAAGUUCAAGUUUCCAGAAGAUUCCAUUUGCAUGCUCACUGAAGAAGAAACUCACCCAUAUAAGAUUCCAUAUAAAAACAACAUUAGAAUGGCAUUAGAUUGGCUUGUACAAGGAUGCCAACCAGGUGACUCCCUUGUGUUUCACUACUCUGGUCAUGGUUCACGGCAGUUGGAUUAUGAUGGUGAUGAAGUUGAUGGAUAUGAUGAAACCCUUUGUCCCCUUGACUUCGAAACCCAGGGUAUGAUUGAUGAUGAUGAGAUAAAUGCAGCAAUUGUUAGGCCCAUUCCACAUGGGGUCAAGCUUCAUGCAAUUAUAGAUUCUUGUCAUAGUGGCACCAUACUGGAUUUGCCAUUCCUUUGCAGAAUGAACAUGGGUGGAAUAUAUGUGUGGGAGGAUCAUCGCCCUCCAUCAGGCGUAUGGAAAGGAACAAGUGGUGGAGAAGUUAUAUCUAUCAGUGGUUGUGAUGACUAUCAAACGUCUGCGGAAACAUCAGCUCUAUCCAAGAUCACAUCAACAGGUGCCAUGACUUUCUGCUUUAUCCAAGCAAUCGAGCAUGGACAGGCAGCCACAUAUGGGUGCUUACUCAAUUCUAUGCGUAGUACCAUUCGAAGUAUGGGUUCUGCUGGUGGUGGUAGUGGUGGUGCUGUUACAUCUCUUGCCGGCAUGCUUCUAAUAGGUGGAAGUGUUGGUGGUGGUAGGCUAAGACAGGAGCCUCAAUUAACUGCCUGCGAGCCAUUCGAUGUGUACACGAAACCUUUUGCCCUAUGAUCUUUUAUCUGUCUACACAGAUCAACAUGCACUUCAUUAUAUCUCUAAAUAUGUAUUUUGGGCUUUAGUUAAUUGUGAAACAACUUGAUGAGUAAUAAAUUUAUGUUUGCCAUCGAUA